CGGGUUCCCGACUCCAGGUAAGUGGGAACCGGCCCAUCCCGGAACCGAUCGCCCCUAGCGAUUUGUUUUGUAUGCCUGCCACUCUAUAAGUAAAGCCAAAGACUCGGAAAAAAAAUUUCAGUACAGGCCAAGCAUCAACCUGUUCCCUUGAACGCCAUGAAAAACUCAUCAUUUCUCCUUGUGCUUGUUCUCUCAAUCCUUCACCUGCCUUCUCAACCUUCCUCUGCAACUCGCACUACUUUGCGCAGAGGCGACUCUCUCUCCGUUGACAACCAAGACGACAUCCUCAUCUCAAAGUCAGGUGUCUUCUCCGCCGGGUUUUUCUCCGUCGGCAAUAACGCUUACUGCUUUGCCAUCUGGUUCAGCCAUCCACCAUGCAGCGGCCAGAAUUGCACCGUAGUUUGGAUGGCGAACCGCGAUGAACCUGUCAACGGGAGGUACUCUAAGCUCUCCCUUAAAACAAAUGGCAAUCUCGUGCUAACCGAUGCCAGCCACGCCGUUGUUUGGGCCACAGAUACAGCCUCGCUCUCAGGGUCCAAGACACCGGUUCAUCAGUUACAGCUCCUAGACUCUGGUAAUCUUGUUCUUCGUGACAGAGAAGGCAUUGUCCUGUUGUGGCAAAGCUUCGACUACCCGACCGACGUGCUCCUCCCUGAACAGAACCUCACGAGGAACACACCGCUUGUUUCCUCUCGGAGCAACGGCAACUUCUCUUCAGGCUAUUACAAGUUAUACUUCGACAACGACAACGUCCUUCGUCUCCUCUUUAACGGACCUUUGAUCUCGAGCGUCUACUGGCCAGACCCGAGCCAUGUGAGUUGGGAAGUUGGAAGAACAACCUACAACGAUAGUAGAGUUGCAGUACUUGAUUCCUUGGGGAAUUUCACUUCAUCCGACGAUCUGAAGUUCCUGACGUCGGAUUUCGGCAAGAAAACCCAACGAAUGUUAAAGGUGGAUCACGAUGGUAAUGUAAGGGUCUAUAGUAGAGAAAAAGAUGAGAAGUGGGUCGUAACAUGGCAAGGCAUAUCUGAUUCAUGUGCUGUUCAUGGGAUUUGUGGACCGAAUAGCGUUUGCAGGUACAGCCCAAGUGAGGGAAGGAGUUGCUCUUGCCCUCCUGGAUAUGCGUGGAAAAAUGACACUGAUUGGACUCAGGGAUGUGCGCCCAAAUUCGAGAGCUUCUGCAACAAUAAUUCCGAUUCUCAUGUCGAUUUCCUGCGUUUGUCUCACCAUGAUUUCUAUGGAUAUGAUAAGGGCUAUCGGCCAAACACUACCCUGGCGUCGUGCAAGAAAAAGUGCGCAGAUCUUUGCGAUUGCAAAGGCUUUGAAUACAAAUUCAACGAGGACAGUGGGAGCUUCGACUGUUUCCCAAAGAUACUGCUGUUAAAUGGACAUUUUGCAUUAUCAUUACUUGGAAGCAUCUAUCUGAAACUACCAAAAGCCAAUCUCUCUUCUUAUCAAAUACCCACCGAAGGAUUCAACCCACUGCCCUGUGCCCCAAAAGCUCAAGAAGUUAUCCUGCAGAGGACGUAUCUGAAGAGUCACGCGAGCUCGACACUUGAGAUCUUGCUCAUUUUUGCUUCGGUGUUAGCUGGAGUGGAAAUUGUUGUAGUCUUCCUCACGUGGUCCUUCUUGACAAGGACUGAUCCCAACAGACGUGGAGGUUAUGCGAAGGGAUAUCAUCUUGCGGCAAGAGGAUUCACUAGGUUCACAUAUGCCGAGCUAAAGAAAGCAACCAGUAACUUUAGCAAAGAGAUUGGAAGAGGAAGUGGGGGGAUUGUGUACAAGGGUGUCUUGCCUGAUCAUGGGGAAGUUGCGGUCAAGUGGCUAAACGAGGUGAAUCAAGGAGAAGAUGAGUUCCUGGCUGAAGUUAGAACUAUUGGGGAUCUCAAUCACAUGAACCUGAUUGCGAUGUGGGGUUACUGUGCGGAGGGAAAGCACAGGCUCUUGGUUUAUGAGUUCAUGGAUCAUGGUUCCUUAGCGGAAAAUCUUUCUUCCGAUCAACUCGACUGGACGAAAAGGUAUGAGAUUGCGGUGGGAUCGGCCAAGGGACUCACUUAUCUUCACGAAGAGUGCUUGGAAUGGGUUCUCCAUUGCGACGUGAAGCCACAUAACAUACUUCUUGAUUCUAAUUACCAACCAAAGGUGGCGGAUUUUGGAUUGUCAAAGAUACUCAAGAGGGAGGGACUGAAGAACUCAAGCUUCUCGAGAAUCAGAGGAACAAGAGGUUACAUGGCUCCUGAAUGGGUUUACAAUAUGCCAAUCACCUCCAAAGUAGACGUGUACAGCUAUGGGAUUGUCCUGUUGGAGCUGGUUACUGGCAGGAGUCCCUCAGGAGGGCUUGCAAAUACUGAGGGCGGUGAUGAGAAUGAGAGCAAAAGGUUGACUUCUUGGGUGAGAGAGAGGAAGAGAACAGAAGUCCCCACGGAAACAUGGAUAAAGGAAAUUGUGGAUCCAAGGCUGACAGGGGAAUACGACAUUAGGAAGAUUGAAGUUUUGGUUGCAGUGGCUCUUCAGUGUGUGCAGGAAGACAGAGAUGCAAGACCCACCAUGAGCCAGGUGGUUGAGAUGCUUCUGCGCCUUGAAAGUGAGGAUCUGUAAUCAGCUUCAAGCAUUACCUGCUCGUGUUUGAUCUCUAAAUAAGUGGACAGUGGUAAAGGUAAUAUAGUCUUCGGAUGUACAAACCUAGGAAAGAUAAUUUAGUGGGUGUUUAUCUCUGUA
Syzygium oleosum is the source of this 2718-nucleotide messenger RNA. RefSeq names its product putative receptor protein kinase ZmPK1. The coding region runs from base 157 to 2598 and encodes 813 amino acids. The transcript has a single exon. Gene Ontology annotation, biological process: protein phosphorylation; recognition of pollen. Gene Ontology annotation, molecular function: ATP binding; protein serine/threonine kinase activity. The record is from RefSeq and is a predicted model, not a curated record. Lineage: Eukaryota; Viridiplantae; Streptophyta; Magnoliopsida; Myrtales; Myrtaceae.